Molecule: messenger RNA, 804 nt
Organism: Cladophialophora psammophila CBS 110553
Lineage: Eukaryota; Fungi; Ascomycota; Eurotiomycetes; Chaetothyriales; Herpotrichiellaceae
Exons: 2
Coding region: 1-804 (267 amino acids)
Source: RefSeq, a predicted model, not a curated record
AUGUCUAUUUGUGAAGCCACCGCCGAUCUGUCCGCGCGUGGCUUGGAAACCAAACUGGAUAUGCAAGGUCCCGCAUACACGGCCCUUCCGCUCAAGGUCCUGGAAGUUGGUUUCCAGCUCGACACCGAAAGCUGCGAAUCAGUGACUCUGCACCACCAUCUCCGAACGCUUCAAACUGCUAUGAAAGUAUACAAGAGCAAGUGGGACGGGAUCGACCCUGUCUUUAAUCACGUUGGGGUGCUGAUUCCGAUUCCCUCGGCACCACCCAUCUAUGAGAGCACAACCGACCCUUCGCUGCCAGAAGCCUAUCGUCCGGCCAAUGCGAUCUCGACUUCGUCGUUUAAGCACACGUGGUGUGAACUGUUCAGGCGACACCGCGCCUUAUACCUUCAGGUCACCACGACUUUGAACUUCUGUAUCGCCCGGGGGGAACAGGUCGGACCUCAAGACUUGCCGGAGCAGCUUCGGCCAGACUUCUUCACGCCUGCAUCGGCGGCCGUCAAAGCGACCAGGGUCGGGUCACCAAUUCCCUGGGCACCCCAAAUGGUGACUUUGGACAAUGAUUCAUGGCUUGACAGUCACAACACAUCCCUUGAUCCUUUGUUGGCCCCGGGACCGCAGGAAGAGACCGAACAUCUGACUAUGAAUAGUAGAGAAAAACACGGAGACCAGUUCGAUGACGGCCUGGAUGCCUUCUCGGGAUCCGCCAUAGAUUCCAUGUUUUCUAUGGGACUUCCAACUCUGGGCACACUGACUCCGUGGGAUGAAUUUCUCGAACACCAAAACAAUGACGCAGAACUCUGA